CAGAUAUCCACGCAGAAGCGGUCUCCUGAGAAGCUGCUGUUGGCAGGCUUGGGGUCUCCACGUCCUCCCUCUGUGAUCCGCGACGAGCUUGAAGAAGGAGGGCGCCUCCCGCCGUCGCUAUGGCAGUGCCCACGAGCAUUUAUCAGAUCAGCUCCGCGCAGUUCGCUGCCCUGGAGGAGGUGCCGACUUUCCAGACGGAAGCGGUAGCCCCUCCGACCAUGCCGCAGGGCAUCCUGCUGCUCUCGCCGGACAGGCUGUGGAGUGCCCAGCAGCUGUCGGAAGAAGCCAUCCGCAAGCGAGAGCUGAGGCUCAGGAAGAACAGAGAGGCGGCGCGCGAGUGUCGCAGGAAAAAGAAAGAAUAUAUCAAGUGUCUGGAGAAUCGCGUGGCGGUGCUCGAAAUACAAAACAAGACCCUCCUGGAGGAGCUUAACUCCCUCAGAGAUCUUCGCUGCCAUAAAGCAGAGUGACUGUUUUUGACUUAAACCUUGUUUUCUGCCACUCUAGUCAAGGCAGGAGACGCAGCCGUUUUAUCGAUUGCCUAGAAAAUUGUUCCACGUGAGUCUUGCGACCCUUUCGAGUUCCGUUUCAUGUAGUGUCUGCACUGGAAUUGGGAACGUUGUCCCAAGAUUUGCGAUGCAGCCACGGUCGCUUUUACAUGCCUGUUCCCUCUGGCAAUCAAUAGCGUGUUUUGUCUUGUUUGCUCUUUUGUGUCUACUUUUUUGUUCAGAUACACUGCUAGAGAAUGUCCGAGUCGAAAGAUACUAUGUCCUAUGUCUGGUGAGUGGUGUUGCACGGCUCAAAGUUCAGAACAGGAAGCUUAGGAGGAACCUGAAACUGUGCGCGAUAUUUGUUCUCCUAAAACAGAUGAGUAGA
This is a messenger RNA of Talpa occidentalis (Iberian mole), 873 nucleotides long. RefSeq names its product cAMP-responsive element modulator-like. The transcript is spliced from 2 exons. Lineage: Eukaryota; Metazoa; Chordata; Mammalia; Eulipotyphla; Talpidae. Gene Ontology annotation, molecular function: RNA polymerase II cis-regulatory region sequence-specific DNA binding; DNA-binding transcription factor activity, RNA polymerase II-specific. The record is from RefSeq and is a predicted model, not a curated record. Gene Ontology annotation, biological process: regulation of transcription by RNA polymerase II. The coding region runs from base 120 to 467 and encodes 115 amino acids. Gene Ontology annotation, cellular component: transcription regulator complex; nucleus.